This is a messenger RNA of Magallana angulata, 601 nucleotides long. Its product is annotated as delta and Notch-like epidermal growth factor-related receptor. NCBI's taxonomy places the organism in Eukaryota, Metazoa, Mollusca, Bivalvia, Ostreida, Ostreidae. Gene Ontology annotation, biological process: heterophilic cell-cell adhesion; establishment or maintenance of epithelial cell apical/basal polarity. The coding region runs from base 53 to 580 and encodes 175 amino acids. Gene Ontology annotation, molecular function: calcium ion binding. The record is from RefSeq and is a predicted model, not a curated record. Gene Ontology annotation, cellular component: protein-containing complex; plasma membrane. The transcript is spliced from 3 exons.
UUGUUAACCUUGGGUAAGCUUGCAUCAGUUUCAUCGUUUUGCAGCAGUGGCCAUGACCAUGUCGCUUCUACCUUAUCUUAUACUUUUGGUCUUAGUUCAUGAAUCGUUUGAAAAUGGCGUCGUAUUUACAGAAUGCGAUUACACCCAGUGUGGAGGAAGAGAACCUAUUUACACUCCAUUUAAAAGCUACAAUGUCAGUUUUAGGAUGGAAUGCUUGAUUCGUUGUCUUGACAACAGUUUUUGUAAUUUCAUCGGCCACCACGAUAAGCAGUGCACAUUAUAUCCAUCUCUGGACCCUCUUUACGACAUGCAGCCCUCGGAUUUGGAAUGGAGGUUUUGGUCAAGACCAAAUCCAUGUGAAUUGUUUCCAUGCCUGAACUCUGGUUGCUGCGUUCAAGAUCGGGAUACCUUUAAAUGUUUGUGUCCUGAACAAUAUGCCGGGAGUGUGUGCGGGGAAAAGGUUGACUGUGCCUCCAAUCCUUGUAAGAAUGCGGCCAGCUGUUUCAUGAUAAGUGGCCUCUUCUCAUGUUCCUGUCCCUCGGGAUUCACGGGAACACUGUGCGACCAAAUUUUACCGUGAUGUGUGACAAAACCUGCGGGA